This is a messenger RNA of Phyllostomus hastatus (greater spear-nosed bat), 1886 nucleotides long. RefSeq names its product leucine rich repeats and IQ motif containing 3 (gene LRRIQ3). The transcript has 9 exons. The record is from RefSeq and is a predicted model, not a curated record. The coding region runs from base 21 to 1886 and encodes 621 amino acids. Gene Ontology annotation, molecular function: protein binding. NCBI's taxonomy places the organism in Eukaryota, Metazoa, Chordata, Mammalia, Chiroptera, Phyllostomidae.
AGAAGAAUGAGUUUCCUAAGAUGUUUCAUGGAACUAUCACAGAAGAGCUAAUCAGUCAUGAAGAAUGGAGUCACUAUAAUCAAAACAUAAUAGAAGAUCAGAAAGAUUUUGUUUUUGUGAAGUUCAAUGGUCUUCAUUUAAAAUCUAUGGAAAAUUUGCAGUCUUGUAUUUCUCUUAGAGUAUGCAUAUUCUCAAACAAUUUUAUUACAGAUAUCAGUGCACUUCAGAGUUGUAUAAAAUUAGUCAAACUUGAUCUCCAUGGAAAUCAGAUAAAGCAUCUGCCAGAUGACAAAUUCUGGAGUAGAUUAAAGAACCUAAAACUUCUUUAUCUCCAUGACAAUGGGUUUGCAAACUUGAAGAAUGUGUGCAUGUUAUCUGCCUGUCCAAGCCUCGUUGCCCUCACUAUGUUUGAUUGCCCAGUAAGCCUUAACAAAGGAUAUAGACAAACUCUUGUCAACAGUAUAUGUAGUCUAAAAGCAUUGGAUCAUCAUGUGAUUUCUGAUGAAGAAAUAAUUCAGAACUGGCAUCUUCCUGAAAGAUUCAAAACAUAUAACCACAGGCUUUUCUUUAAUUUCUGCCCUGCUUUGAAAAAGGGAUCAACCUAUAUGGAUGAAAUUAAUAAUAUCAAAUACAUCAUUUCUAAAAUUAAUAGAAUUAUGGCUCAUAAUUCACCAGUUUUGAUUAUUCAAAGAUGGAUACGUGGUUUCCUAGUUAGAAAAUAUCUCAGCUCCCUGUUUCUGUAUAAAAAACAUCAAGGAAAAUUUAUUAGAAAACGUGAAACAAAAUUGAUUUGCGCAUAUAGAUGUGAAGAUAAGGAUUUUAAGGAUCUGAUUUUUAAGCCUGGAACAAAUAUAACAGGGAAGCUUGCACGAUGGAAACAUAGUAUAUGUUUUCCUGCUGCUUUAGAAUAUUCUAGUAAAUGGAAAAAACAGGUUUUCUCUCCUUCAUAUGAAUUAAAAACAAAAGAUAUUGGCAAAAAACAAAGAGAUCUCAUUCAAAAAGAUAAGGAGUCUGAACAUGACACUGAGGAUGAAGGACUGCAUGCCAGUUUCAGGAUAUCAGUGUUGAAACCACUCAUACAUUCUUCAGGUUCAUUGAAAUAUGCUGCAGUAUUGAAAGAGAAGAAACAAGAUUCUUCUCUUACAUAUGCCAUGCCAUUUCCUACCACUCAUCAAAAACCAGUAAUUAAAAAAAAGCACAUGCCUUUGGAGAAGAAUGCAAGAAGAGAGUUUUUUACAGCACCCAGAACUAGUAUAAAACUCAAAACUCCUUCUGAUAUUGAUAAAUACUACUUAGAACAAAAGAAGCUGGAUAGCCAUAAGAAAAAAGUAAUAGCUGUAGCCAAGGCUCAAGCUGCUGAAGAAAAAGCCAGCUUAAUUGUUCAAGAGACUUUAUACAAGAAAAGGUAUGCUACACGAAAACAAAUGGCAGAAGAUAAGAGAGCAAUUCAGGCUGGUUUAUACCGACUUUGGCAGGACAGAGUCAACUACCUUGAAAAAGUUAGAGAAAGGAGAGCUUUGUUUUUAGAAGAAAAAGAGCAAAAAGCUAAAGAACGUUUAUUAAUUCUACAAUUAAAUAAUGAGCGUACUGUUUUGACCAAAGGAAUAAAUAAAAUUGACAGAUUGAAAAAAAAUGAAACUCUCUUAAAAGAGAAAUGUCUGAUUGUUAAGAAAAAAGUAGAAGCAGAAAAAUAUCAAAAGAAGGUAGUUAAAUACAAUAAGGAAUUUAGGGCUCAAGAAGCAUAUAAAAGACACUGUGAAGAAAAAUUUGUUUUAGAUACACUUGGCUUCCAAAAAGCUUCUGAAAGAUUACAAGAUGCUAAAGCAAGAGUAGCCAUGGUGAAAGCAAAUUUACUCCUAAAAGUUCCCAGUGAAAUGACAGAAUGA